GUUGAUAUCGUCGUAUUUCCCUUUUUUCUUCUUCUCCCUUCAAAACUCAAUCGCUUAACUGGAUGAUAUCCGUGUCUCAUCACAACAAACCAUCCAUGUUCUAGAGAGUGCAACAUGGCCAACUCCACGCCUUCUGCUAGCGAUUACAAGGGCAUUGUAGGGCCCCUCCUCCAUCGCUGCUCUCACUGCCAAACUGCUGGCCCAAAACUCCUUCGAUGCAAUGGAUGUCUCGCCGUCCGCUAUUGCAGCCGCAAGCACCAGGUCGCUCACUGGCUGAAGCAUAAGUCUGCUUGUUCCAAGAUCAAGAAAGCUCGUGCCAAGCUCGCUGAAGAAGAUCAUGCCGUCCGCAACGCCACAGAGGACUUCAUGACUCCUGCCAACGCCUUUGAAUCGCAUGCUGGCCACUUCUGAGGUAUGAUAAACACAUGAGAUUACAUGCGGGCGCGGAUGGCGCUGGCCAUGAAGCUGCUUCACCAGGGGACGCUGGGCAGCGUCAGUGAGGCCUACGAGCACAUGCGCGAUAUGCUGCGAUUGAACCGCAGCGACAACAUGGGGAUACGAGACAUGGUCCCGGCUCUGAUGCUGCGAUUGGAUCUCGACCAGGAGUGCUAUGACUUUGUCAAGUGGUGGGCUACCUGUGAUCCAGACGGCCGAUACGACUGGGGCGAUAUGGACUUGCCGCACCUCGAUCUUCACGGUGCCGACGUCUUUGAGAAGCCAGAGUUUCUACUCGUCGAGUAUUCGGAUUUAAACUCACUUGUCGCCCUUCUGCUGUUAAAUCUGAAGCUGCUCGUCGAUAUUCAUAACCUAAAGAUCACUCGCAAGAUCCUUUCCCGUACCCGCCUCCCUAUUGAGAUACGGGAUAAGAUAGAGCUGGUCGUUGUUCGGAGUCCCCUCUCUAUAAAGCUCCAGAAAGAAGCGCCCGGAUCUCUUCUCCAAACCGAGUCAACUCUGAUGAACCAUAUCCGCCUGCUUGGCGCUGCCCUGAACAAGACUAACGGCCAAUUCAUGUUCAAUCUCUUUGAUCCCGAUGAGGCACUCUGCAGCAGGCCUGAGGCAUAUUCACGUGGGUCUUGGGAAGAAAUGACUUACUCAAUCCAACAUUCGUACGCCGCAUGGUGGGAGACGGAGGGCGUCUUGGACCUGCUGAAGGAUGCGCGCAUGUGCGCAGCGCGGGACUCGGAAGAUGAGAUUGAGGAUAUCAUGGACACCGACACGUUCAUAUCAAGCUCGGGACCGAAUCGUACGGCCAAGGAGCUCCUAGAGGACGUGAGCGUGAAUCGAAUUUGGGGGUACUUGGAUUAUGCAGCCGAGAACGCCUGCUACUUGGGCCCCUGGUCUGAGCGACCCUCUGAGCAACAUACAAGGGUGAGUAAGGAAAAUUGGGCGAGAGCCGAGGAGGAAGAUGACGAGGAAUGGAGCGAUGAUGAAGAUGAGGUUGUGGUAUUUUAGAACGACUUUUGGUAGCUAGGUGUAGUGAGGCAAGGCGGUGAUCUUUCACAACUGGAUGAAAAGUCUCUGUGACAGCUUUUCUCGUGUCUUGUUCAUGGUACAAGUACAAGUAAAUAGACGUAUAAUUGCUAAAUUUCCAUUCUAUACAGCUUCUAUGUAGUCAAUCCCGUACAUGCUAGUAUACCAGCACCAAGAAUGCCUCCAUCAACAACGUGUAUAAACUCGACGGUUUGUGAAGAUGAAUUGAUGUCUUGUGUCAAUCGAUCAACCCAACUCUGGACUUCGUCCAAGUAUCUUGGGAAAUGCGU
Trichoderma harzianum CBS 226.95 is the source of this 1760-nucleotide messenger RNA. RefSeq lists its product as hypothetical. Lineage: Eukaryota; Fungi; Ascomycota; Sordariomycetes; Hypocreales; Hypocreaceae. The transcript has 2 exons. The record is from RefSeq and is a predicted model, not a curated record. The coding region runs from base 436 to 1452 and encodes 338 amino acids.